AUGGUGCAACGGCGCUCGCCCCGCGAAUGUCUGAGUGAGCCGUACGUCGACGAACUUCCCAUGCGAUGCCAGCAAUUGCGGAAGGGGUUCAGCGAGUGCAAGCGCGGCCUCAUCGACAUGCGCAAGCGGUUCCGCGGAAACCAGCCUAUCUCGGUAUCGACGACGGAAGGCGGCGGCUCCAGCACGUCCCAACAACUAUAUGCAGGCAAGCCGGCGUUUGAGACGGUCAAGGAGAUUAGUGGUGAUGAGGUGCAGAUGGAUCCGGAGAAGACUCGUGGUCUGUGA
Molecule: messenger RNA, 285 nt
Organism: Aspergillus luchuensis
Lineage: Eukaryota; Fungi; Ascomycota; Eurotiomycetes; Eurotiales; Aspergillaceae
Product: PET191 family protein
Exons: 2
Coding region: 1-285 (94 amino acids)
Biological process (GO): mitochondrial respiratory chain complex IV assembly
Cellular component (GO): mitochondrion
Source: RefSeq, a predicted model, not a curated record